Tarenaya hassleriana is the source of this 1546-nucleotide messenger RNA. RefSeq names its product mitochondrial arginine transporter BAC2. Gene Ontology annotation, molecular function: transmembrane transporter activity. The transcript is spliced from 6 exons. The record is from RefSeq and is a predicted model, not a curated record. Gene Ontology annotation, biological process: transport. The coding region runs from base 210 to 1346 and encodes 378 amino acids. Lineage: Eukaryota; Viridiplantae; Streptophyta; Magnoliopsida; Brassicales; Cleomaceae.
UAAGUAAUUCAAAAUUUGCCCCUCUAGUUGUAUUUGUUACCUCUGACCCCUCAAAGUUCGGGUUAUACGUAUCUACAAGGUUCUCGCUUUGUCGGGUCGGAUACACUCUCUUCGUCCUGGUUCAAGCAUUCCGUCGAGCAGGUUGCAUACGUUCAAACAAAACUAACGUGGAGAAAUUUUUCGAUCCGUCGAAGCCUUCUUUCUGUAAGAUGGAGAAGCUGCUCGAGAAUCAUCAGUUUGCGACGCAUGCCAUUGCCGCAUCUGCUGCCGUCUCGCUAGGAACGGCACUCACUUACCCUCUCGACACCGUCAAAACCAUAACCCAGGUGGGUUCAGGACCGGGUAAGCAAUUGAACCCUUCUCAAGUCGUGAACAGGAUUCUUCAUUUCUCCGGCAAUUCAGGUCUAUAUGGUGGUCUCGGGUGGUUAACCAUCGGAAGAAUUUCUGGUUUGGGUGCUCGCUUCGGGGUCUUUGAGAUUGUAACAGCUUUCUACAAAGAUGGUCGAGAGGAUAACAGUUUGAAUGUCAGCGAGGCCUACCUAGCUGGAAUGGCAGCUGGGGCAGCAGAAACACUGAUGACUUCUCCAUUCGAGCUGCUCAAAGUCCGAGAACAAGUGGCUGCUGCCUCACGAGCUCCAAAUACCGCUGCCGUUGCAGAAACCGCACACACUCCACAAGUGAUUUCGAGAUUGCUGAGAACCUACACUCCAGAUUUGAGGGCAUUGAACCAGACAGUGGGUCUCCUGUCUGUCCUAAACCCUAAACACCCUAACAUGACAGCGGCCUUGCAAGAAUACCCAUGGAUGAUGACUGGAACAGGGAACCCACCGUCGGUCUUGGACGUUAGGAGGCCGUUUGAUGUGGCCUCUUUGGAAGGAUGGAGAGCAUUGUGGAAGAAUCUCCGUUCGGGUAUUGUAAGAGAUUCCCUUUACGGAGGAAUAUUCUUCGCGACAUGGCAGUUUUUACAUCAGGCAAUGCUCGAUUGGAAGGCGGUUGGGAUGAAUCCUCCACCCAGCACCAACGAAGAAGUUGGCCCGUUAUCUCCGGUGGCCACGAGCCUGGCUGCAGGGUUUUCCGGUGCCAUUGCAGCUGUUGCAUCUCAUAGCUUCGACACGGCCAGGACACGAGCUCAGUGUAUAGUUUUGCCAAAGUAUAUUGCCAAGGAGAGGAUGUUUCUGAGAUGGAAAAGACCGGGGAAGAUAUUCGAGAGAUGGACAGGAAUUCACCCGACGGACAGGAAUCUCUUGUCGCGGGGAAUGUGGUUAAGAUCGGCUCGUUCCGCUGUUGCAUCGUCUGUUAUCGUCGGGAGUUAUUUCAUGGCUGUGGAUUUCCUGGUUCCGAGAUGAAACAACCGGCUCGAUCUUAAUCUUUUGUCUACGAUGGGGAAUUCUUUGUUGUCACCCAAACAAUGGAUAUGAUCAAUAGCAGCAAAAGCAUCUCUGAUGUGAGAUUCCAACAGUAGAAACCCUGAUCGUGUAAUCCCUCACAAAAAGUGUGUUCUUCAUUACAACAAUAAGGUAAACAGUGAGCUUUAGUUUAUGCUUCA